Rosa rugosa (rugosa rose) is the source of this 4115-nucleotide messenger RNA. RefSeq names its product protein PUTATIVE RECOMBINATION INITIATION DEFECT 1. The record is from RefSeq and is a predicted model, not a curated record. Lineage: Eukaryota; Viridiplantae; Streptophyta; Magnoliopsida; Rosales; Rosaceae. Gene Ontology annotation, biological process: meiotic DNA double-strand break formation. The coding region runs from base 114 to 4070 and encodes 1318 amino acids. The transcript has 9 exons.
ACCCAAAAAAGAUUAAUGCUUCAUCUACCGUUAUAUUCCCUCUCAAAACAAAAAACCCCCAAAUUGUGUGGCGCCAAAGUUCAAAACACCGCCUCCGCCUCAGAUCGGCAACAAUGUACUUCGACGAUUCUCAGUCGCAUAACCUCCAACACUACAACGGACCAGAACCAGAAGAAGAUGAAGACUCCGGUGACAAUUACGCUUCGAAUUCAACAUCGCCGCCGACGACUUGCUCCCAGGGCCACCGCUCCAGUCUCGUCCUCCAAACCAAGCAAGGCGGCUCCAUCUGCCUCCUCUGCUUCUCCAAUCUCAUCUCAAACCCUCAAUCUCCCACCGUCCACGUGUCCUACGCUCUCUCCCAGCUCUCCCAGGCCCUCUCCGACCCUCCCUUCCUCCGCUCCCUCCUCACCUUCCACUCUCACCUCCUCGUCUCCCCGCUCGUCCAAACCCUAGCCUCCUUCGACGACGACCCCAUCGCGCAACAAGUCGAGGAUCUCGUCACAGGUCUUUGCGAUUCCGGCGAUCCCUCCCUCGCUGCUGAGUUCAUUGCUCGGCUUUCCGAUCGCCUCUCUUCCGGCGCCUUGGCUUGGAGUCGCCGUCAGGUUUACACGCUUCACUGCUUAGGAGUUCUCUUAAACUGUCAGCAGAGUAAUCCUUUUGCUCACAUUAGAGACAAAAAUGGCCUCAUUACAAAUCUUGUUUCAGGUCUUCAAUUACCAAGUGAAGAGAUUCGGGGAGAAAUCCUGUUUGUUCUGUACAAAGUAUCUGCUCUCCACUAUGCAUCAGAGGAUGCUGAUGGAUCUGAUCUUUUAUUUUCCUUUUGCCCCAAGUUAGUGCGCCUGUCUCUGGAGGCCCUCAUGAAGACCCAAAGUGAUGACGUCCGCUUGAAUUGUAUAGCUCUUUUGACGGUCUUGGCUCGGAGAGGGCUUUUUGGGACUGCAUAUGCCCUUGAUUUAAACAGCAUGAGUUCAUCUGAAGGAGAUAGCUUUGGGCAAGCAACAGAAGAUGGAAAAGAUAUGCAUCCUCUGAACAUAUUAUUUUCUGAGGCCAUCAAAGGCCCACUUCUUUCAACAGACAGCCAAGUCCAGAUCAGCACACUAGAUUUACUCUUUCACUAUAUGUCCUGUGAAGGCACUUCAUCCAGAGAAAUCCAAGUACUAGUUGAAGAAAGCAUUGCAGAUUAUGUGUUUGAAAUACUGAGAUUGUCAGAAUGCAAGGAUCCGGCUGUCAAAUCUUGCCUUCAGGUACUUGAUAUUUUAUCAAAAGCUAAGCAAGCUUUCAAACAGAGGCUUGUUGUUGGGUUUGCAAUUCUGGUUCCAGUACUACAUUAUGUAGCUGAAGUUCCUCUCCAUCCGGUUCAAAAUCAAACUCUGAAGCUUAUUUUGAACUGCAUUUCUGAUUGCCCCGGAAUGCUAUCCUCCUCUCAUAUAGAGGAACUAGUUCCUGUUUUAACAAAGAUGCUUAAACAACAUACUGAUGGGGAUAUGGGCAUGCUUGAGGAGACAUUUAUAAUGACCUGUUCAGUCCUUGUAGCUAUCAUAAGAACUCCAUCUUUUCAUGUGAGUUUGAAUCUAGCACCAUCAAUUAAAGAAGCAUUAGAAUAUGCUGUCUUAGCUUGUCUAAGUACAUCCAACAAACAUCCCGGUCAACUUCUGCAUUCCUUGUACCUACUUAAAGAGGCAUACAUGUAUAGUCGUGAAGAAAAUUCUGCUGACUCCUCUAAAAUAGAACUACGAAAUUUGAUUUUGAGUUUGUGUACAAAACAUUUGUUGCCUUGGCUGGUAACCACCUUAAAUGAAAUGGAAGAGGAAACUAUCCUUGGAGUACUGGAAACUUUUCAUUCGAUACUGCUUCAGGAUUCUGAUAACCAAGCCAGAGAAUUUGCAAUGACGCUACUUUCGAGCACUUGGUUCACGUUGUCAUUUGGAUGUCUGGGCUUAUUCCCUGCUGAGAAAAUGAAGUGGAGGGUGUAUCUGAUGCUCAGUUCACUGGUGGAUGUGCUUUUGGGAACUGAUACUGGGCAACCCAUUAGGGAUGCUACUACAUAUCUGCCAUCUGAUCCCAUUGAUUUGCUCUUUCUACUUGGUCAAAGGAACACCCAUAAUUUGGAAUUAUCUUCUUGUCAAUCUGCCAUUUUGCUGAUCUUAUACAUCAGUUCUUUACAUGAUGAAAGACUUGCAGAUGAUAAGAUGGUUUUAGCCUCUCUGGAGCAAUAUAUUUUGGUCAACAGUAGUGAUCUCCAAAAUGGAGCCACUGAUUCGUUCACAGUGAUGAUGCUGUUGUUUCUUUACGGCCUUUAUAGGGGUCUUGCCGAGGUUAGCUACCAAAUCCCCUAUAGUCCAGAAGCUGAAAGAAUCCUGUUUCAGAUAGUAACUGAAAAUGAAUGGGAUUUGUCUUCUGCAAGAAUUCAUCCAAUAUCAUUGAAAUGGUUCUUUCAACAAGAGAAAUUGAGAAACUCAUUAUCUUAUCAGCUUCUGAAAUUUUGCAGAAGGAAUACAUCAAAUGGCUCUGAAAUCACUGCCCAUGGAAAGAAUAGUCAUAUAUUAAAUGUUAAUGCAAUUGCAGAGUUAAUAGUAGAAGAACAUAGUUAUGGCGCCACAAUUUUGGUGUGCUUAUUGACAGAGCUUGUUCAAACAGAAGGUCAAGAGCAAGAGAUAAUUUCUGUAGUCAAUCUCAUGGCAACAAUUGUCGACAUAUAUCCAACCAUUUCAGACCAGUUAUGCUUUCUUGGUUUUGGAAAUGCAGCUCGUACUCUUUAUUGUGAGUCCUCCUAUACACAGUCCCCACAUAUAUCCGCAGUUGUGUUGGUUCUUAUUUUUAAAAUUCUAUGCUCGGUGCAACAUGAUACUCUUUCUGAUGAUGAAAGUUGGCUUGCAGUGAUUGUGAAGUUGAUAAACAGUAUCACCACAAAAGCUGCAGACAUGUGGAAUCAUGAAUGUCUCUUGGUGAUUGGCAUACUUUGCUUGAUUUUGCACCAUUCUGCUAAUGCAGUGCUCACAGAAGCUUCAAAAACCAUCAUUUUCAGUAGUUCUCUAGUCUCUAUAAUCAACAGUGCAGUUCAUGCAGCAUGUCUUAAGGGGCCAGCAUUGGUUGACCAUGAUGAAGGAACAAGCUCUGGAGAAAUUUUGAUAUUUGUGCUUCUUCUAAAUUACUUCACUUUAAGAAGUUUGCACAUUGUUGUACCAGGGAUUAUGGACUGGAAAGUUUUCUUAGAUCCCUCAGGUAGGAUGCAGUCAUUUUCCUUUAUUGGCAUCUACUGCCAUGACCUGUGCAGGCUAAUGCAUUUUGGAUCUCCUGUGGUCAAGCUUGCUGCUUCAUACUGCCUGUUGGAGUUGUUUACCAGAAUAUCUGAGCAGAGGAAUAGAACAGGGGAGGAGUUGCUAUGUGCCACGAAGUACCUAAGUUCUGUAAUGGCUGUAUUAGAAGGCUUAGUUUUCUACAGUGACCUCAGAGUGGCUAUGAAUUGUGGCCUGUGCCUGUCAAUGAUCAUGGGGUGGGAAUUGCCGGACAUGCAUGAGACAAGUGUGGAUGCAAAGAAUACUUGGAGUAGGAUGGUUGUGGAAGAGCUCGCAAUGUCUUUAGCUGUCCCGUGCCUGGCAUCAAAAUCUUUCAUUAAUCUUCACAAGCCUGCAAUUCAUGUUGCAGUUGCUCUGUUAAAACUGCAGAAGAUUCCUAAGUGGAUGAGAUCCGUAUUUGAUGAUACUUGCAUAUCUAGCAUAAUUCAAAACCUUGCGGCUAAUAAUUUGAGCACAGAAAUUGUCCUAUUAUUUCGAGCUCUAUUGAACUCAGAUUUCUUAAAGAUGGAACAAAUUGCUAGCUUAAAUCAGUUGCUCCAGGUGUGCAGAAAACAAAAGUACACUGACAACACCAAGGAUGAUGGUGUGCAAGAGCAUAGAGUGGUGAUCAGCAACCUGGAUGAUUUGGGACAAGUUUGUGAGUAUCUCAUUCGUUUGAUGUCAUCAGAGUCAUCUUUAGGUAAGGAUUCUGGAGGAUCACAUCUUGGGAAUAAGAGAUUGUUAGAAGAAAUAGAGCUUUUCUUUAGAACUUUAACGGUACAGGAUGGAAUCUAAGAUCAUUGUAUUAAUUCAGCUUCCUUUGGUUGUAUCUAUACUUAU